Molecule: messenger RNA, 893 nt
Organism: Caenorhabditis auriculariae
Lineage: Eukaryota; Metazoa; Nematoda; Chromadorea; Rhabditida; Rhabditidae
Source: the annotation of a GenBank genome assembly
AUGACCGUUUUCGAGUCGUGGCAAAAUGUGAUCGACGUCUCGGCCCAAGUUCCCGAGCUCCAUGUUCGCUAUCAAAAUCUUUCCGACCCAUUCGAUCUCAAUCAGAUCGGCGCCGGAUACGGUGAGCAUUUUUUUUUGUUCUCUUCCAAUGUACAUAUAAAGAGUUUUGAGGCGUAUCCAAGUAUUAUACCUUUCAGACAUCAUAAUUUUCCCAUUCUUAAAAACUGAAACCAUUCACUUAUAAACCAAGCGGUAUUACAAUUUGAAAUCAGUUUUCGAAUAUUUUUGAGAAGCCUAAAGUUUCUUCAAUUUCUAUUAAAGUGGGUUAUGUUUGUAGAGAGUAAUUAAUCAAAAAAAUUACUCAAAAAAAUUACUAAAACUUAAAUCAAUGUUUUAGUAUAUUCCCAUUACUAAUAGUUCUGAAUUUUUCAAAAAUUUUUGUUAAAGAUACCUGGACAAAAAGCGAGACUCAACUGUUGAUGCUGGCCGUCCUGUUGGUGAUGAUCAUGUUGGCGUUGGCCAUUAUUGUCGCAUUGGACUGUGGCAGACAGUGCCGACUUCACAAUUGUCGGGAAGACGUUGAAGCUUCGAUUAAAGGUACCCCUGAAUUUCUCAUAACUAUUUUUGAAAAACAAAACACAUCAAGAAAUUUGAUAUUGCUAACUUGGGUCUAAAACUAUGUAUAACUGACUCAAAACCUAUACGAAAUCAUUUAAUUAGAAGCUACUCAUAGUAAAGGAUAGGGAAAUGCAUUUCAUUUAUAUGGAUGAAAAGAAAACCGUUUAAAUGGUCGACUUUUAUUUGUUUUAAAAUAAAUAAUCAGAAAAUGAACGUUUUCAGCACCUCCGCUCAGCGUCCUUGCACCGCCACCGUACACAGAACGUCAACCUUGA